Messenger RNA from Stylonychia lemnae, 945 nucleotides. NCBI's taxonomy places the organism in Eukaryota, Ciliophora, Spirotrichea, Sporadotrichida, Oxytrichidae. The record is from the annotation of a GenBank genome assembly.
AUGAUUCUUGAUAAAGAAAACCAACUGAAUAUCGAGCUAAUCGGCGAAUCCUCAAGGUAACCAAGCAAAAUGAGAUACAAGUUGCUUGCCUCAACCGUCGUUGCUUUAGCUGCUUUCUUCAUUGCCUUCUAGACUGUUAGCAAUGGGUCGGAUGAACUUGAACUCCAAAAUCCAACUACUCUAACUUACAUGGAAAUCAACCUUGGAGAAUGGUAGAAACUUACCUCUUUUGGACUAUUUUCAACACCAAUAAGGAGUCUACAUGUAUCUCCUAAAGGAGACAUCUAUGUCCUAUAAGAUCAACCACCCAAUUAUAGAUACGAAUAGUCAAGCUUGAGAAGGUACAGCUUCAAGUACGAUUCGUUUGAGGGUGCUGUAUUGUGGUUUCUACCCAGAUCAUUGGAGGCUAAAAUCUUCUUGAGCUACUUGCUCAGUGAGAAAUAUGUUGCCUUGGUGAGAGCGGACAACUCUGUUUUAAACAAGCGAUCAUUGGAAGGUGAACCAUUCAGUGCUACCAGACUUUGCUACAGAGCAUCCUAAGAUGGAUUUAGUUGUGAUCUCUUUUCGAGCUAAUGCCGUGAUAAGGGCCCAUCAGUUACUAUUGUAAAGACUACAAAAGGAAAAGUAUUCGGCGGAUAUAAUCCAAUAUCCUGGUAAAAUACUCCUUUAAGGCCAGAUUCAACUCCAAGAGCAUUCGUAUUUAUUCUUGAUAGAGGUCUUAUUCUUCGUUCACGAUAUCCAAAAUCUCCUUCUAUUAAAAACACAUGCUGCGGGCCAAGUUUUGAUAUUGACUUUACUCUUGAUCUUAACUUUCCGGAAUCUCAAUACACUCGCUUUGGUUCCACAUACAAUGGAAUUAAUUAUUUUUCAUUGGAUGCUGAAAGUUUUCUAGCUGGAGAACCGAAUUAUCAUUUAGCAGAUGUGGAGGUUUACACUCUCUCUUGA